Aspergillus alliaceus is the source of this 1150-nucleotide messenger RNA. Its product is annotated as 4-nitrophenylphosphatase. The record is from RefSeq and is a predicted model, not a curated record. Lineage: Eukaryota; Fungi; Ascomycota; Eurotiomycetes; Eurotiales; Aspergillaceae. Gene Ontology annotation, molecular function: alkaline phosphatase activity; phosphoglycolate phosphatase activity. The transcript is spliced from 5 exons. The coding region runs from base 158 to 1078 and encodes 306 amino acids.
GUCACCAUUCAACACUUUUUGAAUGACUCUUUUGUCAACCCUUAUAAACUAUUCUUUAUAUUCUCAGUCUUGUAAAUAUACCAUCCUUCGUGGAGAACAAGGCUUGUUAGAGUAGAACUUUCGAUUCACCUCAAGACCAUAUCAGACAUACUCCGCCAUGACAGAAAAACCCCGCUAUUUGACCGGAGACGGUGAUGGUAUCCGGGACUUCAUAGACCAAUUCGAUGUUUUCCUAUUUGACUGCGAUGGCGUCCUCUGGUCCGGUGACCAUCUCUUCCCCGGAACGAACGAAACACUAGAGCUGUUGAGAAGCAGAGGAAAGCAGGUUGUGUUCGUCACGAAUAAUAGCACCAAGUCGCGCGCCGACUAUAAGAAGAAGCUCAAGUCCCUCGGGAUCCCGAGUACAAUCGAAGAGAUCUUCUCCUCCUCAUACAGCGCCUCGAUAUAUAUCUCACGUAUCCUGAAACUCCCAGAGAACAAGCGCAAGGUCUUCGUGCUAGGGGAAACGGGCAUUGAGCAGGAACUGCGCUCGGAGAACGUUCCCUUCAUCGGUGGCACGGACCCCGCCUAUCGUCGUGACAUCACGCCCGAGGACUACAAGCGCAUUGCUGCCGGGGAUGAAACCUUGCUUGAUCCCGAAGUCGGGGUGGUCCUGGUAGGACUGGACUUCCAUAUCAAUUACCUCAAAUUGUCGUUGGCGUUUCACUACGUUCGUCGUGGAGCUGUCUUCCUUGCAACAAAUAUUGAUUCAACCCUGCCAAGUUCCGGGACGUUUUUCCCUGGGGCUGGUUCGGUGAGCGCGCCGCUGAUUAUGGCUUUGGGCCGUGAGCCGGUCUCAUUGGGUAAGCCCAAUCAGGCGAUGAUGGAUGCCAUCGAGGGCAAGUUCAAGUUUGACCGGAGCCGUACGUGCAUGGUCGGUGAUCGGGCAAACACCGAUAUUCGCUUUGGUCUGGAAGGCAAGCUCGGAGGUACUCUCGGGGUACUUACCGGUGUCAGUAGUAAGGAGGACUUCGAAACAGGGCCUACUAGGCCUCGGGCGUAUUUAGAUAAACUAUCGGAUCUUCUGGGAUCGAGCUGAUCAUAGAUGAGGGUUAGAAUACUAGAAAGCGAGUGAGGGAUAUAUUGUCGGUAGAAUAAAUAGCUAAGGCGC